Molecule: messenger RNA, 1551 nt
Organism: Serinus canaria (Common canary)
Lineage: Eukaryota; Metazoa; Chordata; Aves; Passeriformes; Fringillidae
Source: the annotation of a RefSeq genome assembly
GUGACAUUCAUUAACCGAUGAUUAUUCUCAACCAACCACAAAGAUAUCGGGACCCUAUACCUAAUUUUCGGCGCAUGAGCCGGAAUAGUAGGUACCGCCCUAAGCCUCCUCAUCCGAGCAGAACUAGGUCAACCCGGAGCCCUUCUAGGAGACGACCAAGUCUACAACGUAAUCGUCACGGCCCAUGCUUUCGUAAUAAUCUUCUUCAUAGUUAUACCCAUCAUAAUUGGAGGGUUCGGAAACUGACUAGUUCCCCUAAUAAUCGGAGCCCCAGACAUAGCAUUCCCACGAAUAAAUAACAUAAGCUUCUGACUACUUCCCCCAUCAUUUCUACUCCUACUAGCAUCCUCCACCGUAGAAGCAGGCGUUGGUACAGGCUGAACAGUAUACCCCCCAUUAGCCGGUAACCUAGCCCACGCCGGAGCCUCCGUUGACUUAGCAAUUUUCUCCCUACACCUAGCCGGUAUCUCCUCAAUCCUAGGUGCAAUCAACUUCAUUACAACAGCAAUCAACAUAAAACCCCCUGCCCUGUCACAAUACCAAACCCCCCUAUUCGUCUGAUCAGUCCUAAUUACUGCAGUACUCCUACUCCUCUCCCUCCCAGUCCUUGCUGCAGGAAUUACAAUACUCCUCACAGACCGUAACCUCAACACUACAUUCUUCGACCCUGCAGGAGGAGGUGACCCAGUUCUGUAUCAACACCUUUUCUGAUUCUUCGGUCACCCAGAAGUAUACAUCCUCAUCCUCCCAGGAUUUGGAAUUAUCUCUCACGUCGUAACCUACUAUGCAGGAAAAAAAGAACCAUUCGGCUACAUAGGAAUAGUAUGAGCUAUACUAUCCAUUGGAUUCCUAGGGUUUAUCGUAUGAGCCCACCACAUAUUCACAGUCGGAAUAGACGUUGACACUCGAGCAUACUUCACAUCCGCCACUAUAAUCAUUGCCAUUCCAACUGGAAUUAAAGUAUUCAGCUGACUAGCUACACUCCACGGAGGCAUUAUCAAAUGAGACCCCCCAAUACUAUGAGCCCUAGGAUUUAUCUUCCUGUUUACUAUUGGAGGACUAACAGGAAUUGUUCUAGCAAACUCCUCACUAGAUAUUGCCCUACACGAUACCUACUAUGUAGUAGCUCACUUCCACUACGUCCUGUCAAUAGGAGCAGUAUUCGCAAUCCUAGCAGGCUUCACACACUGAUUCCCAUUAUUCACCGGAUACACCCUCCACUCAACAUGAGCCAAAAUCCACUUUGGCGUAAUGUUCGUAGGAGUAAACCUAACCUUCUUCCCCCAACACUUCCUAGGUCUAGCAGGCAUACCACGCCGAUACUCAGACUACCCUGACGCCUACACCCUAUGAAACACCAUCUCCUCCGUAGGAUCCUUAAUCUCUCUAACAGCCGUAAUCAUACUAGUAUUCAUCAUCUGAGAAGCCUUCGCAUCAAAACGUAAAGUCCUACAACCAGAACUAACAAGCACUAACGUCGAAUGAAUCCACGGCUGCCCACCUCCCUUCCACACCUUUGAAGAACCUGCCUUUGUCCAAGUACGAGAAAGG